CUGAUUCAGUGCAGGGAGGAUUAGUUAGAAAUCUAGUCUCUGUCGUAUUUGUUAUUGACAACUCAUCCAUUUCAGAUAUAUUACUGUAUCUUUUACCUUUCCACUUCAUGUAGUACAAGGAAGACCUUGACAAAAACAUGGAAGGUGACUUGUUGCUAGUUGGCUCUUGCAGUAGAAAGAGGGCCAAUCCUUUCUACUCCAGCCACCUAUUCAUAAAGCCCGCCUUUAUUCAAAUUUGAUGCUACCUGAUACCACCUGAUCAGUAUUUCAGGUUGUUGCUGUUUUAAUCCAAUGAAUGAAAAAGUCUAAAGGUAUGGUUUGGAAGAAGCCAUGUGGAUAUGGAUCAGAGGAAUGGAUUAUUGGCUCAUAUUUCAAUUCAUCUGCAAAAUAUAUUGCCCAGUUCUGAGAAUUAACUAGAUCUGGAUGGCUGCCUGGUAUUUCUCACCACAAUGGAGGGAGUACUGAAGCAUAUCUUUCUGGUUGGUUUCACUGUUAUCAGUUAUGUUGGAGAAUGGAAGAAGGCUGUUUAUAUUAAAGGAACUGUAAGCCCUGAAAUUGCCCAAGUUGGACAAGAUGUGAUAUUGGGCUGCCAAGUAGGAGGCUGCACAUCCUCCAGGCUACAAGUCCACUUAUAUAAGUGGGAAGGCUCCAAAAAUCAAACCUUCUAUAUCCACAAUAGCACAGAGCAGCAUCACAGCGUCCAAGAAAUUAGCAUAGCAGAGAACAAAAAACACAAAGGAUACUAUGAGAAUGGAUUCCUUGAAGUGACUCUCCUCCAGGUGCAGCUAACAAACAGUGGGCAGUAUGUGUGCUCCAUGAUGUGUGAUGAUGUCUAUAAAGAAGAUAUUGUGGAGGUGACAGUAGAAGGUUUAAUUAGUGUUACUGUUGGGGAUGUUGCCAUUCUUCCAUGCCAGAUGAUUGAGACCUAUCAUCCCUCUCAUUUGAAACUGCAAUGGAGAAGAAGCAGCCCUGGGAAGAGCAGGAUGAUCUAUUCUUACCAGCUUCAUUGGGAUACCUGCCCAUCAGUUUGUUAUGGAGACAAAUUUGUUCCUAGGUGCCCUUAUUCAAAUAGACCCAAGAGCCAAGUAUGGCUUACGAAGAAGUACAAACUAAAGGCAGAGGUGUUGAAACGCAAUAAUCUUGGGGAUGGAAAUAUUUCCCUGAAACUAAAUAACAUUCAGGAGGAAGAUGCAGGGAAAUACGAAUGUUCCGUGAACUCUAACUUGCAUCGCAAAGUGGUAAUCUACAAGCUUGAUGUGAGAGGUGUUUCAAUUGUCGGCAAUGUUAAUCCUAAAAUUGGCAGAAUUGGACAAGAUGUGAUAUUACAUUGCCAAGUAAGAGAGUGCAAAUCUUCCAGGCUGCAAGUGCAAUUAUAUAAGUGGGAAGGCUCAAAAAAUCAUACAUUGUACAUCCACAACAGCACAAACCAGCACAGGGUUGAAGAAAGAAGCACAGGAGAGAGUGAUGAGAAUGGUAUUCGCAAAGGAUACUAUGGGCUCCUUGAAGUGACUCUUCUUAAUGUGCAACUAGUAGACAGUGGCCAGUAUGUUUGUGCCGCAACAUGUGAUGAUGACUACAAAGAAGAUAUUGUGGAGGUGACAAUAGAAGAAGUGCCUGUCCAAAGUGCUGAAGUCUGGAAGUUCUAUACCUUUCCUUUCCUAGCUUUCCUCUUCUCAACUUUCCUCUUCUCAACUUUCCUCUUCAUAGUGAGUUGGCAUAUUUCUAGAAAGAUGGAAGAAUUAAAGAAAGGCUAUGAAAAACUAAAGGGAGAAAUGAAGGCAAAAACAGAACAAUAUGAAGCAGAAAAGGAACAAUUGGAGACAGCUAAAGAAAUAUUAGCUGCCCACUUACACAAAGAUGAUGUGGUCUUGGACCCCAGGACCGCUCACCCAAAGCUAAAAGUGUCUGAAGAUGGCAAAAGUGUUUGGAACACAGGAAAUGUUUCUAAGGUUUCUGACUGGGAGGAGCGGUUUGACUCCCGCACAUUCAUUCUGGCAAAUCAUGGAUUUUCAGAAGGCACACAUUACUGGGAGGUGCAGAUUGGACAGAAAAAAACCUGGGACUUGGGAGUUGCCUCUGCAACCUCUUCAAGAAAGGGGGAGAUCACCCUGUCUCCUGAGAAUGGCUACUGGGUCAUAGGAUGUGAUGAUGGGAAAGAUUACUGGGCUCGGACAGAGCAAUGGACCCGCCUGAAAGUAAAUGGAAAGCUUACAAAAUUAGGAAUAUUCCUAGAUAAAUCAGCUGGAAGCUUAUCCUUUUAUGAUGUCUGCAGUCUAAGCAAAUUGCACACUUAUAAAACACUGGGUGAUGGGGAGCUCUAUCCCUUCUUCUGUAUAGGCUCUGUAAUUGAACAGCCAUUGAAAAUUGUGUAAUAUUUGAAAGAAAAUGAGAUUGUGGAGAAAAAAUGAAAACAAAUUCCACAGAUAGCUGAGAAUUAAUUAGCACAGGUCUUUAGUUUAACCAUGAUUUCUUUCUUUCUUUCUUUCUUUCUUUCUUUCUUUCUUUCUUUCUUUCUUUCUUUCUUUCUUUCUCAUAUUGGUGUCAGAGAAUAAAAGAUUCAGAAUAGAAGUAAUGUUACAAGUGACUGUGCUAUGUACAGUCCCCUUCCCCAAUCAACUUUGUGGCUCUAAUCCAGAGCCCCUAAUUAAAGCAACCUUUCCUUUGCCAGCCCAGAAACCCAUCCCAAAUUAGUUUGGGAAGGGGCUAAUUUUUAAUCAGGGGAAAAAAAAACCACAACAAACCACCUAAAUAUAUACAGGGCUGGGAGGAUGACAGGUGAAGGAGACAUUGCAUCUGAGAACUGAGGUUCAAUUCUGCAUGGGGUUCCUUUAUUAAGUGUCUUCUCUGAUUGCAAAGCAGCAUUGCUGCCUUCACUCAAAAGUUGUCAAGCAAGGGGAGCAAUCCUGCAGGGCAAGUCUUCAGGAAAGGAGGAAAGUUAGGUUACAUUGGGGAAGGAAGAAAUUCAGGUGGCAUCUUCCUUUUUCUGGUAUAGUGCAGACAGUGGGCAUAUAGAUCUUUGCCUUUUGUGGGUUUUCCUAAAGGAUGCCUGCUUGUCUUCCAGCUUGAUGCCCUGCCCCAUGACAGUCAUCUAUCACUCUGGGCCAUCCAACCUGACCCACAGUGAUUGACAGCUGAGUCAACCAAACUCAGCUGACACCUGAAUUUUUCUAAACAGGCCUGAUUUGUCUCAAGAUUUUGCUGAAUCUGUGCACAGCCCCAACAAAUGAGACGAAUCAUGUAUUGUCUUUACCAAAGUAUUCAAGUCUUAUCUAUUUUCUCAGGCUUUUAACUCUUGAUGUAGUUUUUGUUGUUGAUUAAUUAUUUCUAAAUCACUCUGAUAACCUGAUUAAGGAGAUGGUUAUAAAUUUUCAAAAUGAAUAAAUAUAUUGAAUAUUCAAUACAUGUUUUCUUUAGAAUUUUGUAUAAUUAAUUUUGACAUAUAUCAGAAUUAAAAACUGUAGUGUUAAAAAAUCCUCAUAUGAACCCAAUCAGAGCAAUCCAAACAGGGAUAUUUCUAAAUAUGUUGUCCAGAAGCCUGCCUUUGCAUGGUGUCCACAGAGAUGGACUGGAUGUUGGCCAAUAAACUGGGCUUGAAUCCUGGGAAGGCAGAGGUUCUUUGAUUGAAUCGCUCCCAUGUUUGGGAAAUUGGCAAGUUGCAUGUUCUGAAUGGGGUUGCACUACCUCUGUACUCCUGGAUACACCUUUGUCACUAGAAGCCUAAGUGUCCUCUGUGACUAGGAGUGCCUUUUACCAGCUCUGUGUGGUUUACCAACUACAGCUGUUCUAGCGAUAGCCUGAUCACUAGAAUCCAUGUGUUGGUAACUUCAAGGAUGGAUUACUGUAAAGCCUUCUAUGUUGGGCUGCCCUUGAGUCUGGUUUAGAAGCUCAAGCUAGUGCAGAAAGCUGAAUGGCUAAUAACACAUGACAACAUUGUUAAAGCAGCUGCACUAGAUAUCUACUUACUACCAAGCCAAGUUCAAGGUUCUUGUAUUAAUCUACAAAGCCUUGAACAGCUUAUGUCCAGAGUACCUCAGGGAUGACCUGAACCCUUAUAUGUCAGCUUGUUCACUGAGAUUUUCUGCAGGAGUGCUAUUUGUCAUUCCCAAAUUGAUGGGGGUUCAUUUACAACAAGAAGAAAACAAGCUUUUGGUGUCAUUCCUGCAGAACAUUCUGCCAAUAGAGAUUUUAAGAAAAAUACAAAGAAGAAUGUACCUUUCCCUGUAUUUAGAAGAAAUCAUUAUCAUGAUUAAAAGACUCUGUUCUUGACUACCAGAAACCAAACUGCAGUUGGUAUUUGUUUCACUUUUGCUCUUGACAGGUUGAGAGCAGGUUGAAUGCUGCUGAACCCUGGCCAGCAAAAACAGAUAAAGUUACAGAUUAAUUUAGGGGAAGGGCUGAAGCUCAGUGGCAGAGCAUUUCUCUUGCAGACAGAAUUAGCAUAUGCUGAUUUUAUGCAAAUGUGUGUCCUCUUUUGCGUCUUUUCUGGUGAUGUGUAAGUAGCUACCCUAUCAAGAAACCUUUCCUCCUCUUCAGUUGAGCAACUGCCUCCCGGCAGUAAAACAUAAUGGUUGCAUUAGUAGAAUAUUUGCCAAUAUGAUAAACAGUGUAUUGUAGAGGUAGGACUGCUAAGGCCACUGAAAACCGUGGUUCACUAUGAAAUUCCUGCUAGUAAAGACACAGGUGGGGGUACCUCCUGACAAUGCUGUUUGCAAGUACAAUGUUUUAAGUGGAGAAAGAAAAUGACAACUGCUGUAGAGAGGUUCUGCAAAAGAAACAUACAAACAAAAAACAUACAGUCUGGGCAGGGCAGAUCCCUAAUUUGGAGGGUUCAAGACAUUCCCUACUCAUGGGAGCAUGUUUGCAGGCAUCACUGCUGGUAUAAGAGAAAAGGAUUGGAAGGAAUCCUUGCUCCAAGUGUCCUGUGCCCCCCCUGCCCUGAUGUUCACCUCAGCAUGCAUGCCAAUAAUAAGAGCAUCACCAAUGACACUCAAAAAGUGUAAGGUUGCCAAGAGUGCCUUUAACCCAAUACAACCUCAUCUGAUUACUCCAUCUAGUUCAAGUCUUCUAUAAAUACAACUCAAAAAAAACAGCUCUCUGCAGAUCCUCUAGAAAUAAGUCACAGCCUGCCUAGGACAGGUGGAUGCCAUCAUCCUGGAAAAUGCUGGGGAAGAUCAAUGUGGAUCCUCCCAUGAGGAAUGUCCCCUAAACAAAGUCCUUAAACAGACAAUUCAUCUUCCUGUGGGCCUAUUCACCUUGAUUGGUAGGUGUGCCUCUCACCACACACAAGGUUCCAAGAACUCAGACCAAACCAAGGAAAGAAGGUAGGGAUCCAGCAAAUAUCCUUUGUAACUCUCUAGGAUGUUAAUUCCUGUCCAUUUGAUGAAAUAAUUCUCACCCAAAUGGGUGCGUAAGAUGUGGGGGGGAAACCCAGGCUCCUCAAGGUGAGGAAAUGUGGGCACAAUUCAAAGUGUUUCUGCUGACCUUUAAAGCCCUAAAUGGCCUCAGUCCUGUAUACCUGAAGAAGCGUCUCCACCCCCAUCGUUCUGCCCAGACACUGAGGUCCAGCGCCAAGGGCCUUCUGGAGGUUCCCUCAUUGCGAGAAGUCAGGUUACAGGGAACCAGACAGAGGGCCUUCUCGGUAGUGGCACCCGCCCUGUGGAAUGCCCUCCCAGCAGAUAUCAAGGCAAAAAGUAACUAUUCUACUUUCAGAAGACAACUGAAGGCGGCCCUGUUUAGGGAAGUUUUUAAUGUUUGAUGCUGUACUGUUUUUAAUAUUCGGUUGGAAGCCGCCCAGAGUGGCUGGGGAAAAUCAGCCAGAUGGGCGGGGUAUAAAUUAUUAUUAUUAUUAUUAUUAUUAUUAUUAUUAUUAUUAUUAUUAUUUUCUUUUCUUUUCUUUUCAGUGGGAGUCUGUG
Molecule: messenger RNA, 5912 nt
Organism: Zootoca vivipara (common lizard)
Lineage: Eukaryota; Metazoa; Chordata; Lepidosauria; Squamata; Lacertidae
Source: RefSeq, a predicted model, not a curated record